UGCAUGGGCACAUUCUUAGUGUUCUCUAUUUAGUGUUGUAUCUUUAUAGUCUAUAUCUGCAAAGGUGAUAUCACUUUAGUUUUGAUUAGAUUAGGAAUCCCUGGAACAACACUUGUACACAGAUACAUCACCUAUGCAGUUAUAAAUCUCUGCAAAAGAAAAGGUUUUCAUGCUUUCAGAUACAUGCAUGCACAAAGUUAAAUAAUAGUGGUCAAGCAAUUAGAGGGGAAAUAAACCCCGCAACAUUUGUGGAGAAAAUAGUGUUAAAAUGGAUGGUGGUAUGGAAAAAAAAACAUUCGCCACUAUCUCAUCAUCCUUGUGAUAAGUGUGAGAGAAAAGAACAGAUAAGUGAGGUACAAUAAGGUAAGAAGUCUCCACCCUUUUUCUUGUUCAUGGCCCAAUCAGAUCAGAUUAUAGAUGUGUUAUGCCAAGGAUCUUCCCGGUCAUAUAUUUAAGAAUUAGCAAGAGAUAAGAAGACAGAAACUAAAAGAGACCAAGGAGUGAAUGGACAGGAGAAGACAAGAAGACGUAGCUCAGACUGAAGCAGGGAUGAAGUAUUCUACAGCUCCUCAGACAAAACCACUGUUAGAUAUGGAGGUGGCCAACUACUGCGAAGGCCUGGAUCCAUCAUACAGCACACUGGGCUUUGAGAGUGCAGAGGUACUCUAUGGAGGAGACAGCAUGCCAACAGAACCAAGUCACCCAGGUCCAGAUGGGCUGAGCAGCAACUGUGCAAUAUGUGGAGACAAAGCUACAGGGAAACACUACGGAGCUUCCAGUUGUGACGGCUGCAAAGGCUUCUUCAGACGCUCCAUUCGCAAGAGCCACGUGUACACCUGCAGGUUCAGCAGACAGUGCGUCGUUGAUAAAGACAAGAGGAACCAGUGUCGCUUCUGCAGACUCAACAAAUGCUUCAGAGCUGGCAUGAAGAAAGAAGCUGUGCAGAAUGAAAGAGACCGGAUCAGCUCCCGGAGAGUUACCCCGGACUCCCAAGACCUUCCACCCAUCACUAUCCUGGCACAAGCAGAAUCAUUAUCCCAACAGAUCACAACUCCGGUGGGACUUGCCGACAUAACGGAGAUGAAGUCGGCCUCUGUAGGGGAUAUAUGUGAUUCUAUGAGGCAGCAGCUGUUGGUACUGGUUGAAUGGGCCAAAUACAUUCCAGCCUUUGGAGAGCUGCCGCUGGAUGAUCAGGUGAGCUUGCUCAGGGCUCACGCAGGUGAACACCUCUUGCUCGGGGUCGCCAGAAGGUCAAUGACAUUCAAGGACUUCCUGCUUUUAGGUAAUGGCUGUGUGAUCCCCAGGAACAGCCCUGAACCUGAGAUCUGCCGGGUUGCCAACAGAGUCCUGGAUGAGCUGGUUCAGCCCUUCCAGGAUAUUCAGAUAGAUGACCAGGAGUAUGCAGCUCUCAAGGCGAUUGUCUUCUUUGACCCAGAUGCAAAAUCUUUGCGUGAACCUUCAAAAAUUAAAGCUGUGCGUCUGCAGGUUCAGAUGAGUCUUGAGGACUACAUUAAUGACCGUCAGUACGACUCAAGAGGGCGUUUUGGAGAGCUUUUGCUCCUGUUGCCCACCCUGCAGAGCAUCACAUGGCAGAUGAUUGAACAGCUUCAGUUCACCAAGCUCUGUGGCCUUGCCAAGAUAGACAACCUGCUGCAGGAGAUGCUGCUGGGAGGUCUAACAUCAGAACCCGUCCACCUUCAUCACUCAGCACACACCCAGCUAGCCCAGGAUCCCGUGACUGGACACACACUCGUUAUCAGCACAAUGCCUGUUGGCCACAUUCCACAAAUGGCAUCACCAGACACGCCCAUCCCAUCGCCGCCGCAGGUUCCCGCCACAGAAAUGUACAAACACUUUCCUCAGCCCCACUGUCCUCCCUCCAGUCCCUCCCCGUCCACUCGGGCAGAACCCUGACCUCUUCCUGCCCAACAGACUCUCUCCCUUGAUCACAUUCUUUUGCCUCUAUUUUGUUAAAGCAAGAAAUAAAAGUAUGAUGACGCAAUGCUCAUUUGACCCAAAAACCCAACAAAACCUGUUUCCUUCGGACUCCGAUUUUUAAACCUGUGGGAGCGACGCAGCUGUCCUCAGGCUGAAACCACUUCUUUUAUAACAUCAUCAGACUGACUUUUCUUUUUUACCACUGGUUAUUCUAGUAGAUGAUAGCUCCAGUGCCUUUCAUCUAAACCAUGUGCCAGAAACAAAUACAGAUGGUGGUGGGACCUGGAGUUUGCUCUGCAACAGUCUUUAAAAAGCUCUGCUGCAUGUUAAAGACCAGAGAUGAAUGUUUGCAGUACAAGAUGGCACGGGGAAAUCACGAAGGGAAGCAAAAAGAAUCACCGUCAUGUUCACAUUGAUGGUUUCUUUCAUUUUUGAACUUUGGGGGUUCACAAAUGUGUUGAUACACCAUUGAUAUACAAUUUUAGCCGCACCUGGUUUGCAUUUGCACACGCAGCUACUUACUAAAUGUCCAAAUGUCUAUUUAGUAGGAAACAAAAUUACUAUCAAAAUAAAGUCCCAGAUCACUAUUUCUGUUUUUUUUUUGUAUAGUAUCUUAAUUGUCAUGUGCAACUUUUUGCUGAUGCACAUUUUAAAGUUCAACUUUGUUUUGAAAAUAAUGAUUUUUUUGGUAUAAAAUGUGAUUGCAUUUUAUUUUUCCAGUCCCAAAACUGAUUUUAUGUUUUAAUCAAUAAAAAAAGAGAAACAUGUAAAUAUAAAAACAAUUAAUAUUAGAUUUUUUUUGCAAAAAGCUGAAUUUCAAUACUCUAUUUUGUAUAUACCUGGUAUUUUGUAUAAAACAGCUGUAGGACCAGAUCAUUUAUUUUGUGUUAUAAAUGUUUAUUUAUCUGGAUUUUAUGUUGAAGAUGAUCAAAUAUGACUUGAAAAAUAUCAUGUCUAAAUUUAAUACUGAGCCGUAAGUGUGUACAAAAUGGUUUACUCACAUCAUUUGUGUUCUAGCAGCUAAAUAUUAUUAUUAGAAACUACAUCAAUAAUGAUAAUAAUGAUAAUAAUAAUAAUGCAUACACACUUUAUACACCUUACAAAAUUUACUAGAAUAAAAAUAUGACAGGAGUCUUAUGAGAAUUGGAUAAAAAAUCUAAUUAAAAAUGUAACAAAUUGAAUAUUUUGUAAUAUUUAACUGAAAUCUAAACUUUUUUUUUCAUUUUUUCUAACUGUUUUUUAUGUCCUUGAUAUUUGUGUCAGUGGAGUGUACACAUCUUAAUUUAAGCAUUGACAAUAGAACUUGAAUCGGAAAAGGGUAGAAGGCCUUCUCCGGGUCAUGGAUGAGGUCCUGCCUCAAGCGGAGGAGUUUAAGUAUCUCAGGGUCAAGUUCACGAGUGAGGGAAAGAUGGAGCAGGGCGUCGAUAGGCGGAUUGGUGCUGCGUCUGCAGUGAUGCGGGCGUUGUACCAGUCUGUCGUGGUGAAAAGAGAGCUGAGUCAGAAGGCAAAGCUCUCGAUUUACCGCUCGAUCUACGUUCCUACCCUCACCUAUGGUCACGAGCUUUGGGUAGUGACCGAAAGAACGAGAUCUCAAAUACAAAAGGCUGAAAUGAGUUUUCUCCGCAGGGUGGCUGGGCUCUCCCUUAGAGAUAGGGUGAGAAGCUCAGCCAUCCGGGAGGGGCUCGGAGUAGAUCAGCUGCUCCUCCACAUCGAGAGGAACCAGUUGAGGUGGCCCGGACAUCUGGUCAGGAUGCCUCCUGGACGCCUCCCUGGUGAGGUUUUCUGGACACGUCCAACUGGGAGGAGACCCAAGGGAAGACCCAGGACACGCUGGAGGGACUAUGUCUCUCACCUGGCCAGGGAACGCCUCGGGAUUCCACAAGGCAAGCUGGCCCAAAUGGCAGGGGAGAGGGAAGCCUGGGCCUUUCUACGUAGACUACUUCCCUAGUGACUCAACUCCGGAUAAACGUAUGAAAAUGGAUGAAUGGCCUACAACCAUCUCAGCACGGCAUGGACACUGAUCAGCCAUAACAUUAUGACCAUCGCUCUAAACUCAUCACCUCGAAGGUGUUUUCAGAGAUUGUAAAGUUGGAUCUUGUUGAAUAGAUGUCAUCAGAACACUCCAGGAUGGCAUCUAGUUAGUCUGAAGGCCAAACAAGCACCUUCACUUCCUUUGUUGCUGCACCUUGAGACAAUUAGGUUUGAGAGAUCUGUUGUUGUCUUUGGUCUGAAAUGAGUGCAGCUCCUGAAAAGAAGAACAACUACUGCUGUCAUGCAGAUUUGUUUAAGGCAGGUCAUAUCAAAAUAACAAUAACCUGAAUAUUAGAAUGAACUGUCAUGACAAUAAAGCAACCUUUCCGUGGCCACAA
Messenger RNA from Nothobranchius furzeri (turquoise killifish), 4307 nucleotides. It is a transcript of the gene hnf4g, whose product is annotated as hepatocyte nuclear factor 4, gamma. Gene Ontology annotation, molecular function: nuclear receptor activity; nuclear steroid receptor activity; zinc ion binding. Gene Ontology annotation, biological process: anatomical structure development; cell differentiation; positive regulation of transcription by RNA polymerase II. NCBI's taxonomy places the organism in Eukaryota, Metazoa, Chordata, Actinopteri, Cyprinodontiformes, Nothobranchiidae. The record is from RefSeq and is a predicted model, not a curated record. Gene Ontology annotation, cellular component: nucleus.